Molecule: messenger RNA, 5433 nt
Organism: Mytilus californianus (California mussel)
Lineage: Eukaryota; Metazoa; Mollusca; Bivalvia; Mytilida; Mytilidae
Exons: 4
Coding region: 68-1600 (510 amino acids)
Source: RefSeq, a predicted model, not a curated record
UGGAAAGGCCACGGUUUGUUUUGAAACAGUAAAGCAUAAAUAUUUGUUGUGUAUUGCUGAAAACAAAAUGCCAAGUAAAACACCUAAGAAAGGCAAUACAGCUUCACAGAAAAGAUCACCAGGCACUCCCAAAUCUCCAGGAUGGGUGUCAGGAAGAGAUGCUGUGUUCAUAUCACCAAAGUCUUUGUCUCCCAAAAUAGCAAAUAAAAGAAGGACAUCUGUAUAUCAGAAAACAAAAAUAAUGUCACCAGGACUGAAGAUACCAAUUACACAAAUCAUUUCACCUAAGGGUGUCCAGACAAGAUCAAGAAGAUCUUCAAUGUUCGGCGUCUAUAGAAAGGGAGGAAUAAGGUUAAUAGAUAUUCCUAUCACACCUGAAGCGAAAAAGAUUUCACCAACCAAAACUCGAACACGAAGGACAUCUGUAUAUCAGAAAGACAUCACAAAAGAUACUCAACAGAGAACAAGAAGGAGGACAUCUGUAUACCAGAACAACCUAACAAAAGAUACUCAACAGAGAACAAACAGGAGAACAUCAGUGUAUCAAAAGCCCAAAGAUGUCCAACCAAAACAAGUAACAAACAAAGCGUCAGAACCAAUCAAACAACCGACUAGGAGGGUCAGAAAUAGGAGUCCAGUAAUCAAACCACCGACUAGGAGGGUCAGAAAUAGGAGUCCAGUAGAAACAGAAGUCUUCAUAAAUGUUAAGAAACAAGUUAUUCAAUCUCCUGUAGUCAGUCUAGUAGAUGUCAUCUCACCAGGUAAGAUGCCAUCACAUCAGAAUUCACCUGUUAUAAACAAGUCAAAGUCAGAGGGAACUGUACGAACUCCGUCCACUGCAAAAAAAUCUCAGGGAAUAACACAGCUUCAAAAGAGUGUGUCAGCAACACAAAGUUUCAAAACUCCAAAACAACAUGUAAGUUCCUCUAAAAAAUCCAGUGUGAGGAAGUCCAGCAGAAAGACAUCUACCAAAAAACUGAGUCCUAAUGAAUCAAAACAAAUACUGGUAGUAAGAAAUACUCCAGCAACAGCCAAAAAAGGAUCUGUAGCAAUUACAGAUGAAGAAAGUUUGUUAAUAACUUUCAAAACACCUGCUCCACUUGGAUCAAUCAGUAGGUCUGCAAGAAAGCGCAAGGCAGUAGAAAAGAUAAGUCCACCUGCAAAAAAAUGUAUCCUUGACCUUUCACCUGUGGAAAAAGUUCCAUUUAAAACACCAUACAAGUUAGAUAAAUCUCCUGUUCUGUUGCUGAGAAGAACACCUUUAACGGAUGUAUUCACUAGUACACCAAGAGAGAUACAACCAUCUAACACUCCAUUGAAACCUUCAAUAUCAACCUUAGGAAGAAAAAGUUUAAAGCGAUCUAGACAUACAUUAAGUAAGACCAAAAAAGUUUCAAUAGUUUCUGAUUUAAAAACUCCAGACAGUAACAGACGAAGCUUGACAGCUAGGAGGAAAGGUACACCUGCCAAAGUCAGUAUUGAGAACCGUGAAUCAUCAUCUAAUGUAACAUCGUUAGGAGAUAGCCAAGGGAAUCAAACAAUUACCUCCAUAGGUAACACAACUUCUCAUUCUAGUGCUGGUAGAUGUACUAUUCUUUAGAGGUUGUAGUUUAUUAUAUUUAAUAUUUGUAUUGUGAUCAGAAAUUAGAACUUUUCCUAUUUUUGUAGAAACUUUUCUAUAUGCAAGUACAGUUCAGUACAUAUCACAUGUGAAAUGCUAUCAUACUUUUAUGAAAAUACAAUUGUCAAAACUAUGAUUUAUCAUUACAUUUUUAUGUUUCUUAGGGUUGUACGCUUACCUUGUUUCUAAUAUGGCAUACAACAAGACUUGAACCUGUCAAAUUCUGUUUUACUGAAAAGUAAACAUUGUCAGUGUCGAGAAAUAAUGUAAACAUAAUACAUAAAAAAAGAGUUGAGCAUGCAGAACAUUUGCUUCUAUAUAAACUGUUAAAAUAUUAAUCAGUUACACAAUGAAAAGUUACUAUGGAAUCCAUCUGUUUAUUACAUAACACUUGUUAGUGGAUACAUUGUACAUUUAUACAGGUCUGUUUAUAUUUAUAAUGAUGUUAACUUUCUAUUCUGGGUUUUUGAUGUGCAAUUUUACAAAUAUUUUCUUUGUCACAAUACCUCAUGACAGGUAGUUUUUCUCACCCUUGUCCUUAAUCUUAUGGGGGAUAGUCGUAGCAUUGGCACUCAUACAGCAUAUCUAUAUUUUUAUAUCCAUGUCUUAUUUGCUGGUUGUGAACUUGCUGCUGUACAAUUAUAAGCAAAUGAAAUUAUACUGUGCAAGCAAAACCAUAAACUCCUUAGAAAAUGAUUGACGAGAAUUUUUUUACGGGUAUCUUCAGUAAGUCAUAAUUCAACUUAAUGCAUAACAAAUUUAAUUUACAUAUUUAUAUUAUAGUGAUAAUAAUAAGAAAAGUUCUAAUUCUUGACCUUAUGUUUUAUCGAGAUCUCAAGAGAUGGAAGGAAAUGGCAUUAAUGCAUUUUAUUAAUGAUUUAUGUAUAUAAGUUUGUUAUUUAUUUUUUGUUAAGAAUUAAAUGGUGAUAGACUGGAAACCAAUAAAAAGUUGAAGCAUUUUGUUUACCACAGCCUUUAAGAUAUCAAUCAGAAAGUUACUGAGUAAGACUGAUUAUUGUUAUUUAGUACCGAACUGGUCCUUUUUUCUUUUUUAAAUAUUUGUGAAAUUUUGGUUAUAAAUGAUCAGUUAUAGAAUAACUAAUAGAAGAGUUUGAAUAUUAAAAAAAAUAUUCAUUGAGUGACCAAACAACACAUUAAUUCACUAGUACUACCUCUAUUGUUGGUCAUCCACAACCACCAUUUUUAUGCAAAUUUUCUUUAAAAUACCAUUUCACAGGUGGGAAAAUACAUGAUUUAUUUUACAUUUGAAGAAUUAGUUUUUAUAUGACUUAAAGUAUACAAAAUGACUUUUUUGUUUCAAUUUGCAUACUACUUUCAAUUUUGUUUGAGGUAAUUUAUUGGAGUCCGUCACAUAGUUGAUUGUUUAAUCUGUUUUGAUUUAUUUUGGGAGAGUGUUGUUUAGAAAGGUUUAUGCAGAAUGAUUGAGAAUCUAUAAUAAUGUGUUCAGAUGUAAAUAGGUUGUGCUUGCAAUAGGCAAGAUUGGACAGAAUUUAGUAUGUGGCAAUGGAUUAACUCUCAAUUUAAACAUAUUUGUAUAUUUUAUUUGAUAUUAUUUUUACUUAAGAAAUUUUAUAUUUACACCAGCAAGUGAACAAGUUUUAGAAGGAAUAUUGAUCAAGGCCACACCAUAUUUUUAUCUAUGAAUUCUUUGGAAUUUAUGUCAUCAAUUUUUUUCACCAUAUUUACUGUUUUAGAGAAUAACAUUCCCUUUUGAGCUUUUUUUAACAAUUCAGUGAACAAAUGGAUUGUAAGUGUUAAUUCCAGUAAACCUCCAAAAAUUGGAAAUGUCACACGUUUUUCUGACAUUCCUUUUUGUUGCACCUUCAGGACACGAAACAAAAUAACAAAUAACUAGUCUGUUUUCCUUUUCAAUGACCUGUAAGGAUUGAAUUAUUAAUUUGGUGUUGUUUUGAUAUAAUAUUUUUUUUUAAUUGAGAAAAUUUUAAGAAUUUGUAUUCAUUAUGAUCAUGUUAUUUAUCUCAUUGACUCUAGAUUAUAUUUGGAGUAUAAAUAUAUUUCUUUCUCCUAAUUUCUUCUUUGUCUAUCUUUCCUUUGUCCAUUUAUUUGUAUGAUCAGAUUUUAACAUGGUUUAAUUUUGUAAAACUUUAUAAACAACAAAUGCUCUUUUGAUUUUAACUUUAUAAAAAAUAAUACUGAUGUGGUACGGGUUAAACAAUCAUUUUGGUGGUAGUAAGUCAUUUCAGAAAGACAGAUGAUUGUGACAAUACAGAAGUAAUACAUGUAGUUAACAGCACAAAUAAAAUAGAAUACUAUUCAUACUGAUAGAUGGACAGUUUUCAUUCUUUUCUUCUUACUUUGUAAGAUGCCACAGAUGUACAUUGUGUAUACAUAUAUUUUGUAAAUAGAGCUAAAAACUGUCAUGGUGGAUUUAUUAGAUUUACUAUGCAGUUUAAAUUCACAGCUUGUAUCUAAAAUGAUUUUUUGUGAGGGGAAUGUAUUCUUUAUACAGAUAACAGUUUUGCUACAUGUUUGAUUUUUUUUUUUUUUUUUUACAUUUUCCUUAGUGUCAAAUAUGCAUUAUCUUUUUAUGCUGAUGAGACUAUUAAAUAGUAUUGGCCAUGUAUUUCAAUGUGCUGUUUCUUUAUUCCAGUUUUUUCUUUUAUUUAUUUUUUUAUUUCUACAUAUAAACCUUAUUUUAAACUAUAGUCUUUAUCAAACAUUUAGUUUAAAAUUUUAGUUUUUAGAAAUAUUCAUCAAUUAACUUUUUAUGAUUGUAUUUGAGCAACCACUGUAAGCAGGAAAGUGUUGUGGAUUAACAUAUUAUUAACAAUUAAAUUUCAUUUAAAAGAUUUAAUUUUUUAUUUAAGAUGCUGUUAUCUGGUAAAAUACGUCAGUAUGAUAGAGUCAACGGGAGGGAGUGAUAUCUAAUGCUUUUGUCAUAAACUACAAUUAAUGUGUUCUCUAAUUAGUUUUAUCUUCAUCAUGUUUUAAAAAAUUAUGGAAUAUAUAAGGGCAUUGUUUGUCAUUUGAUAUGACAAGGAAAAUAAUUAUGAGAAAAUUUGUCACAACUUGUACACAAGACAAAAGGAUAGUUUAAGGAUGUAGUGUUUGGACUCCUUGGUUUUUUUCCUGCGAUACAGGGUAAAAUAUUUUGCCCCAUAUCACCCACUUUUCUUUUCAUAGAAGUCUUCAAUAGCUCAUAAAAAGGUCAUAACCUAAAUUCAAGCAGAUUCAAGAGUUUUUUUCUUACAAAUUGAGACCCAAACAAUGCCAAUGCUAAAUAUAAGGUAAAAGUCCUAGUCAGCCUUUUCCCUCCAUUUUUAAAAAAUCAAAUAUCUCUAAAAGGAGUUCCAUAAUCAAUAUUUUUAGCUUAUUUUAUUCCUUAACUGAUGCUCUUUUGACUAAUAGUAUCAAUUUUUAAUUCUAGAUUUUUUUUUAAUUUCACCUAACUACAUCCUUAAACUACCUUGUUUUCAGCAUUCUUUAUGUAAUAUUGAGAAAUUAAAUUGAUAGACUUGGAGAGCUGGAGUAUGAUGUUUUUAAAAAAGGAGAUUCAUAAGACUGAAAGAUUAUUUAAUUAUCAAUACUAGUUAAAGGAGACAGACUGUGAUUGGAAAAUGGGGGGAAAUGAAGAUAGAAGGUUAAUGACAAAAGUAUUAUUUUGUAUUGUCGUGAGUGGAAAGUACAGUGAGAUGUAAAAUAAAUGUAAAUACUGACUUUGUUGGCUCUUCCAAUGGCAGCUGGAGAAAACAAGUUUUGUGUUGUAGCUUUCUUAGUAUCUUAAUUUGCUGAAAUAUUAUUUUAUGUAUUAAAUCAUUUUAUCAUCUGAA